AUGCAGGCAAAACCUUUGACCAACCAAACUAAAUCGGCUUUCCUAUUUCACCAAUAUCCGUUCAUUUUGUUCCACAUAUUUCAGGUCAUUUGCUCGCUCCAUACUACUGAACAUGAGGCUUUAAAACUCAGCAGGCAUUGUAAUUUAAAACAAGUUGAUCGCAUUGGCUUCAUGAUGUUGCUCAUCAACAAUGCAGGUCAAUCUGUCAUGAGCCAUUACACAUCUUACAGCUUUCAACAGCUUUCAAAUUAUUUGCUUCUUUAAAAGCUGCUUUUUUACAUCUCAGAACCCUAUGUUCUCAAAUAUGAACAUGUUCAAAAUGACCAGGCCAUUACCGUAUCAUUUUUUUUAGAGCCGUUAAGAUCUAGACUCAGGCAACGACUGCUUACACUUAUUAAUGUUGUAGCAUUCACGUUUUCUUACUUUUGUUACUCUCUUCCAUCAUUGCUACAUUUAAUUCAAUGUUCUCCUUUGCUGAACUCCACUAUGUUUAACAACUGAAUUCAAUGAAUGACCAUAACUUGCUGCUUUCUCCUCA
Messenger RNA from Cryptomeria japonica (Japanese cedar), 538 nucleotides. RefSeq lists its product as uncharacterized. Lineage: Eukaryota; Viridiplantae; Streptophyta; Pinopsida; Cupressales; Cupressaceae. The coding region runs from base 1 to 264 and encodes 87 amino acids. The record is from RefSeq and is a predicted model, not a curated record. The transcript has 4 exons.